Cryptotermes secundus is the source of this 4150-nucleotide messenger RNA. RefSeq names its product presequence protease, mitochondrial. Gene Ontology annotation, biological process: protein processing. The transcript has 2 exons. Lineage: Eukaryota; Metazoa; Arthropoda; Insecta; Blattodea; Kalotermitidae. Gene Ontology annotation, cellular component: mitochondrial matrix. Gene Ontology annotation, molecular function: metal ion binding. The coding region runs from base 189 to 3338 and encodes 1049 amino acids. The record is from RefSeq and is a predicted model, not a curated record.
AGACAUCGAGACGAUCGAAACAAAUCGAUGUGAAUUAUUUCAAUUAAUGGAAUCAUGGGAGGCGUAAUAUUUGGUAUUUAAUCACAUGUUGUGAUGAUUAACUCAUUGUAUUUUUUCGUCUACAAAAUACUUUUUUAGUAAACAGGCCUAUAAGCGUGCCUCUCAUUUUUCUACAACUCUUUUCGAAUAUGAUAAGACCAAAUCGUUUAAUUGGUCUGUGCUGUGGACAUCACAUACCCAAGAAAAGAUUGUUGCAUGGAAGUAGAUGUAUGCAGAAUAAUCAGACAAGUUCAAAUUACUCGAUUGAGGCAAAUAUUAGAACCACAUCCACUGGGCUGGUGUCGCAAAAGCUGAAAGUUCCAUCCUUCAAGAAACCAGAAAAUCCAGAAGUGAAUGAAGGAAAAGAAUUCGAAGGAUUUGUAGUGCAGGAAGUGAGUGAGAUUCCUGAGUUCCGUCUCUGGGCAUACCGUUUACAUCAUCGUGCGACUGGGGCACAGUAUCUCCACAUCCAGCGUGAUGAUACAAAUAAUGCAUUUUCUGUUGGUUUUCGUACAACCCCAAAUAACUCGACAGGCUUGCCACACAUUCUAGAACAUACUACACUAUGUGGAAGCUUGUGCUUUCCUUGUCGUGAUCCUUUUUUUAAAAUGUUGAAUCGAUCUUUGGCAACAUUCAUGAAUGCUAUGACAGGUCCAGACUACACCAUAUAUCCAUUUGCAACUCAGAACGUUCAAGAUUACAGGAACCUGAUGUCAGUUUAUCUGGAUGCUGUGUUCAAUCCACAGUUAAGGGAGUCUGAUUUUCGGCAGGAAGGUUGGAGAUUAGAACACGAAAACCUGAAUGACCCCACAUCCCCAAUAAUCAUCAAAGGCGUAGUAUUUAAUGAGAUGAAAGGCGUUUUCUCGGAGAAUCAGUCUCUGUUUGAACAGAAGCUUUUAAACAACAUCCUUCCUGGGCAUACAUAUGGUUUUGUUUCUGGGGGAGACCCUCUUGUCAUUCCUAACCUCACAUAUAAUGAUCUGAAAGCAUUCCAUGCUCAGUACUAUUGCCCUAGUAAUUCACGAUUCUAUUCAUAUGGAAAUUUUCCUUUCGUUGGCCAUCUGAAAUAUAUUAAUGACAAUUAUCUGUCUAAUUUUAAAAAUACCCCGCCUAAAGAUGGUAGGAACACUUCAGUUCCUUCCGAAAAUAGAUGGUCUGCAGAGAGACACAAACACAUAACUUGCCGACCUGACCACAUGGCUGCUGAUCUUACAAAGCAGUCAACCAUUGCCAUCAGUGUACUAUGCUCUGAUAUCACGGACAUCCAAGAAACAUUUGAACUUCAGGUUCUCUCACAACUGUUGGUACAAGGACCAAAUUCUGCAUUCUACAAGACUUUAGUUGAGCCAAAUAUUGGAGCAGGAUUUGCUCCUGUGACUGGCUAUGAGUCACAGACUAAAGACACUAUUUUCACUGUGGGCCUUCAAGGAGUAAAUCCAAAGGAUUUUGGUGAAGUCUUGAAGCGUUAUGAUGAAACUUUAACAAAAGUGUUGAAUGAGGGAUUUGAUGAGAAGCAUAUAGAGGGAGUGCUGCAUGGCAUUGAAUUGAACAUAAAGCAUCAGUCAGCCGACUUUGGUCUUGGAUUGCUGUUUGGACUCAGUUCGCUAUGGAAUCAUGAUGGAGAUUUGGUGAAAGCACUGAAGGUAGAAGAUCAGAUAUAUUUGCUGAGACGCAGCUUGAAAGACAAUCCACAACACCUUCAGGAUAAAGUGUUGAAGUAUAUGAAAGAAAAUACUCAUAGACUCAUACUUACAAUGACACCAGAUGAGGACUAUGAAGCAAAGCAAGCCCAGGCUGAGCAGGAGCUUCUACAGACAAAGUUGGCUGCAUUGUCACAGCAGGAGAGGGCAGUACUGUUUCAGCAAGCUUUGAAACUGCGCGAUGAACAAGAGAAAGCUGAAGACACUUCAAGUCUUCCAACAUUACUUAUGAAAGAUUUGAAAAAAGAAAUUGACUUAACAUCUGUAAAAGAUGUAGAUGUCUCCUCCAUACCUAUUCAAGUGUGUGUUCAACCCACAAAUGGCAUGACAUAUUUCAGAGGAAUUGUGAACAUUAAAGAGCUAAACAGUGAACUGAAGACACUUGUUCCCCUAUUCUGUCAAGUUGCCACAAAGAUGGGAACCCAGAGGCACAGCUACCGGGAACUAGAUCAGCUUGUUCAGCUAAAGACAGGAGGAGUCUCUCUCAGCGGCCAUAUUGCUGAUGACACCAUGGAAACAUUUUCAUAUGAAGAAGGAAUAUUAUUUGCUUCCUAUUGCCUGGAUAGAAAUGUGAAGGAUAUGUUCAUGUUGUGGUCAGAACUGUUGAAUGAAGGCUCUUUUAGUGAUAUGAAGAGGUUUGAGACUUUGGUUCGUGUGACUGCUGCUGAUCUCAUCAAUGGGAUUGCUGAUAUGGGGCAGCAUUAUGCCAUCUCCAGUGCUGCAAGUCUUGUGAAUCCGGCCUCAUAUAGGAAGGAGCUUGCUUCAGGCCUCAGUUAUGUGGGGAAAAUGAAAGAGAUAGCUCAGAUGUCAGACUUGACCCCUGUACUGGCACAGAUAAGGCAGAUUUCAGAGACCGUGUUUAACAAAAAGCAUUUACGCUGUGCAGUAAACUUGAGCUCAGAUACCGAAAAUGCUGUGUUGAAGGAAAUGGAGGUGUUUCUAGGUUCGCUACAAGGGACAGCAGGCUUACCUUUGCUAAAAACUCAGGAUCCUAACUACUAUCUUGAGAAAUCAGCUGUACGAGGUUUCCACCAUAUCCUUCCAAUCCCUGUCAACUUUGCAGCUAAAUCCCUAUCCACUGUCUACUACUGCCAUUCACAUUUUCCCUCAUUGCGAAUCAUGGCCAGACUCAUCACAUCCAAGUUUCUACAUCCGCACAUCCGAGAAAAAGGUGGAGCUUAUGGUUCAGGACUCUCUCUGUCUCCAUCUGGUGUUCUGAAUUUUUAUUCAUAUCGAGAUCCAAACUCUGCUGCAACUUUUGACAUAUUUGAUCAAGCCAGUGAAUGGGUCUCACAAAACUCAUUUACUGACAAGGACAUAGAGGAGGCCAAACUGGGUGUGUUCCAGACUGUUGAUGCUCCGAUACCACCUGGCUCAAAAGGAAUGAAUAAAUUUCUAUAUGGUAUUCAUGACUUUUUACUGCAGAUGCAUCGAUCUGCAUUAAUGUCUGUAACACGACAGGACAUUAUAGAAGUGGCAGAGACAUACCUAGGACAGAAAAGUCAGUCAAAAUGUGGACGUGCUCUUCUAGGUCCUAAGAACGAAGUGUUGCAUCUGAGGAAAGCAGAAAACUGGGAAUUUCUUCAGCAGGAUAUAUAGAUUUCUUAAUAAUAGUUUGAGAUAAUUAUAUGGUUGUAACAUGCUGGAGUGUUAUUGUGUGUAUAGAGGACCUCAAACUUCAUACUGUCAAUGCAAGCAGAAUAUGAAUUCAUGUCUACAGGCUCCUUGUCAAUCAGAAAUUUUUAUUUGUAAUUGUGAGAUGUAGUAUGUGCCUUCCCAUAUUUCAUGUGUAUAUUUGUGCCAUGCUUUUAGGCAGCCUUUACCCAGAAAGUGGCAUGUCUCUAGUUCUGUCAUGUGACGCGUAUUUUCAGUGAAGAGAGUUUGAUAUUUAGUGUCCUAGUCAAAGUAGGAACUUGUACAAUCAUUUUGGACUAUUUCAGUCAGUCAGAUUGCCACUUAAUGUGAAGGUAUAAAUUAAUUUUUCUGUUUAAUGUUCCACUAUAUGUACAGUGCUAGAUUUAUCAUGCAUUAGUUAUAGUAUGUGGUCUGUGGGGUAAACAGUAAAUACUUGUCCAACAUGAAUUUGCUUAUGCCUGCAAAACAAGUGCAAAUAAUUAUUUACUCAACAUGGUUGUGUAUUUAAUGUGCUAUUCUUGAGAUACCUAGCUACCACACUGGAUUAGGGUUUACUACAAUCAUUUGUGAUACAAUAUGAAAAAUUUAAGGAUAGGCUGUCUGUAUGGAAACAGGUGUACACCCUUCUGGUGUUCUAGUACAUGACAUUUUGUUUUGCAUCAGUUUAACUAGUGGGCAGAUUAUAUCCUCCAGAAUACACUAGAUAUGAGGUUGGAUUUGAUUUAGAAUACUUCUGAACAUUUGAGGUUCUCACAUCAAUAAAAUUUUCAUCUCCA